Fundulus heteroclitus (mummichog) is the source of this 803-nucleotide messenger RNA. RefSeq names its product transmembrane protein 230b. Gene Ontology annotation, cellular component: synaptic vesicle; endomembrane system. Bases 253 to 612 code for a protein of 119 amino acids. Lineage: Eukaryota; Metazoa; Chordata; Actinopteri; Cyprinodontiformes; Fundulidae. Gene Ontology annotation, biological process: synaptic vesicle transport. The transcript is spliced from 3 exons. The record is from RefSeq and is a predicted model, not a curated record.
UCGCAAAUCCGUGACUCGUCAACGCGGAAGCUCCUGGUACAACAACACCUCCAUGAUUUCUUCGACUAACGUGUUGUAGAAAGCUGGAGUCUCUCUGUUGCAGCUUCAGGGUUUGUUUUUUUUACUCCGCUUUAACUCUCGUAGCUUCUGAGGGGGGAAACAUGGCCGUCGCACCGUUUAUUAUUCUGUAGCUCUCCCUGCCGUUAAAGCGCCGCCGGUAAAGUGUAACGACUUCCCGAAAAGCUGAAGAAAAUGCCAGCUCGGAAUAUUGUGUCCCACGAUCCUCCCAGCGGCAAAGUGAGGUACUCCCGGUUAGCCACGGAUGAUGACGGCUACAUUGAUUUACAGUUCAAAAGGAGCCCACCCAAGGUCCCGUACAAAGCAAUCGCCCUCGCCUCGGUGCUCUUUCUCAUCGGCUCCAUCUUAAUCGUCAUCGGCUCUCUUCUGUUGGCUGGAUACUUUGGAGUUACCAAUUCUGACCGAACAGUGCCUGUCCUGAUCAUCGGCAUCAUCGUCUUCCUGCCCGGUAUUUACCACUUACGGAUAGCUUACUACGCAUCAAAGGGCUAUCCAGGGUACUCCUAUGAUGACAUCCCAGACUUUGAUGACUGAAACGCACCAAAGCUUUAGCUGCAGCCUUGUUGCCCUCGCAUGCACUCAUUUAUCGCUUGUAAUGAAUUUAUAAAAACAGCCUAACGAAUCAUUUUUGUAAAUCGAUGUUCUUUGUGUAGGUGUUAUGUCUAGUUAGUAUGUGGACGUCUUUGUCUAUCUUAAUAAAUUAUUAAAACAAUCCUUUAACUAUU